Molecule: messenger RNA, 1152 nt
Organism: Malaya genurostris
Lineage: Eukaryota; Metazoa; Arthropoda; Insecta; Diptera; Culicidae
Product: pseudouridylate synthase TRUB2, mitochondrial
Exons: 4
Coding region: 178-1152 (324 amino acids)
Biological process (GO): pseudouridine synthesis; RNA processing
Molecular function (GO): RNA binding; pseudouridine synthase activity
Source: RefSeq, a predicted model, not a curated record
UAAUUGCUUUUUCUUUCGGUGUAGUUUCGUUGAAUAAUAGCCGUACCUUUUUUUUGCUGCAGCAUGGUUCAUAUUUAGCGAAACAUGUGUUGAAUUUGAUAACAAUAAUAUUUAUACCAUUGAUCUUUUUUUUAUUACCACUGAACAAGUUUUCGCAUAACAAAUAAAUGAUUUUAAAUGGCGUUAAUUAAAGUUAAGGAAGCCCCUGUGGUAUGGAAAUAUUUGAACGGAAUUGUGAAUGUUUAUAAACCGGCCGGACUAACCGUUCAGCAAGUUCGACACACGAUCAUAGGAAAUCUAUGCAGAGACCUCAAUCAACUACAAGUAAGACCUCCACUGCAACGGAUAACAAUUGAAGCAACUUCAGAUGAAAACUUUCUGGUUCGACGAACCGAAGAUUACGCUGAUAACGUUCUGGUGGUAGGCCCCCGCUACCAAACAGAAGAUAUAAAAAUCCGCAUGAGUGCCAACCACGGACGAUUGACAAGCGGUGUGAUGUUAAUAGGAAUCAAUAAAGGGCUCAACCUGGCAUAUCGGAUUCAGCGGAACCGACCCAUACGAGUUUAUCGGAUAACAGGUUUUCUGGGCAAAGCAACUGACAGUCAUUUUGGUGACUCAAGGGUGAUAGCGAAAGCCACAGUAAAGCACAUCGGAUCAGAUAAAAUUAGUCGACUGCUCGCAUCCUUCCAAGCUUCGCAUCAGAGAAAGAUGUUCGAACUUUGCGGACUGGACAUGCAAUCACAAGCAGCUUAUGAGCUAGCUGCCAAAGGAACCAUUCGUCCUAAGGACAAUACCCAACCGAUGAUCUACGGUAUCAGGUUGACUGAGUUUCGAAGACCGUUUUUUACAUUCGAAAUACACGCUAUCAAUGAAACCGAAGCUUACAUUGGACAGUUGGUUCACGAGAUUGGACUCAAUCUGAAAUCGGUGGCCCACUGCGUCAGCAUUCGCUGUAUUCGCCACGGACAUUUCGAAGUGGAGCAUUCCCUGCUGCGGAAAGAUUGGAAUUUGCAGUCGUUUUUGAGUAGCAUGGCUCACAGCAACCAGCUAAUCAAGCAGCAUCCGGAAAUAAUGAACCAAAUGAAGUCGGAACUAGUAGGUUUAAGCGAGGAUAGUAACGAAAUUGAAUUCAGCGAUGAUGAAAAUCAAUAA